Messenger RNA from Epithele typhae, 978 nucleotides. RefSeq lists its product as uncharacterized. The coding region runs from base 1 to 978 and encodes 325 amino acids. Gene Ontology annotation, molecular function: RNA polymerase II transcription regulatory region sequence-specific DNA binding; DNA-binding transcription activator activity, RNA polymerase II-specific. Gene Ontology annotation, cellular component: nucleus. The record is from RefSeq and is a predicted model, not a curated record. The transcript has 2 exons. Gene Ontology annotation, biological process: regulation of transcription by RNA polymerase II. NCBI's taxonomy places the organism in Eukaryota, Fungi, Basidiomycota, Agaricomycetes, Polyporales, Epitheliaceae.
AUGGCACCAUCGAACCUUCAAGGCCUCAACAUCGUCCACCCCCCGACGCCAGCAAACCCAUACCUGUCGGAUGCGGACCUGCUCUCUGUACCCCCCUUUCCGGACUUCAACUCUCAGCUUGACCUCUGGACGAACCUGAACUUCCAGUCUGACGAACCCCUCGUCUCAAGCCGCCCCCGUAGGGGCAGCGAAAAGGACCGCCGCGGGUCCGGCCAUGCUGACGCCAGCGACGACGAAGGCGACCGCUACAACGACGACGACGACGACGAACACAACCGCAGCGGCAUCGCAGAGGCCCACUCGCACGAGAAUGUAGUGAUGGGAACCGUCCUCCCCCCUACUGGUAUUGUCCACUCCGCUCCUCGCCCGAACAAUCCUGGUCAGCUCCCCCCGUUCGACCUCAACACCCUCCUUGCGGGCUUUGGGAUCGACCCCUUCGUCCAAGGGAUUGCCCCCACGCCGAACCCCGCCGCAACCGCCAUGCAGCAAGUCGCACCGAGCACCAUCGCGCAGCUCCUAUCUCUUCACGCCUCUUCCCUCUUCUCAGGCCAUGCGGGCUCGCAGCAGCAUAUACCCUCCCCCCAAUCCGUGCCCGCGCACUCGCCCGCACAACCCUCUGUGUCGGCCUCCACUCCGGCCUCCACCUCCACCACCUCUACCAACAAGCGUGCGCGCACCUCGCGCGGCUCCAUCUCCUCCGUGACCGAGUCGGACCAGGCUGCCGAAGCGGCGGAGGACAAGGCGUCUGCGAAUCCUCUGAACCCGGCGGAGGACAAGCGGCGGCGCAACACCGCGGCGUCGGCGCGCUUCCGGCUGAAGAAGAAGGAGCGCGAGGCUGCUCUGGAGCACAAGGCGAAGGAGUUGGAGGUGCGGGUGGGCGAGCUAGAGAAGGAGUGCGAGGCGCUCCGGCGGGAGAACGGAUGGUUGAAGGGAUUGGUGGUGGGCGGUAGCUAUGGACAAUGCCGCUCGAAGGCGUAA